Messenger RNA from Thelazia callipaeda (thelaziosis nematode), 621 nucleotides. NCBI's taxonomy places the organism in Eukaryota, Metazoa, Nematoda, Chromadorea, Rhabditida, Thelaziidae. The record is from the annotation of a GenBank genome assembly.
AUGAAUAAAAAUUCAAGGAUUCACGUUGGAGAAAGGUCUUUUCUGUGCAGUAUUUGUGCAAAGAAAUUUACUAAAAGGUGCAGCUUGAGAAUUCACGAAAGAAUUCAUACGGGUGAAAAACCUUACCAAUGUCGAGUGUGCAGCAAGAAUUUUGCUCAGUCAUGUAAUUUGAAAGCCCAUGAAAGGGUUCACACUGGAGAAAAGCCUCAUCAGUGCAGUAUUUGUGCGAAGAAAUUUGGUGUAAUGAACAGCUUGAGAAGCCACGGAAGAAUUCAUUCGGGUGAAAAACCUUAUCAGUGUCGAAUGUGCAACAGGAAUUUUUCUCAAUUGUACAAUUUGAAGAUUCAUGAAAGAAUUCACACUGGAGAAAAGCCUCAUCAGUGCAGCAUUUGUGCAAAGAAAUUUAGUACAAUGUGCAGCUUGAUAAGCCACGGAAGAAUUCAUUCUGGUGAAAAACCUUAUCAGUGCCGAGUGUGCAACAAGAAUUUUUCUCGAUCAACUACUUUGAAGAUUCAUGAAAGAGUUCACACUGGAGAAAUGCCUUAUCUGUGCAGCAUUUGUGCAAAGAAAUUUACAUAUUUGAGCAAUUUGAGAAUGCACGAAAAUAUUCACAGAGAGUAA